Messenger RNA from Penicillium lagena, 1680 nucleotides. Its product is annotated as uridine permease protein. The record is from RefSeq and is a predicted model, not a curated record. The coding region runs from base 1 to 1680 and encodes 559 amino acids. Gene Ontology annotation, cellular component: plasma membrane. The transcript has 5 exons. Gene Ontology annotation, biological process: transmembrane transport; nucleobase transport. Lineage: Eukaryota; Fungi; Ascomycota; Eurotiomycetes; Eurotiales; Aspergillaceae. Gene Ontology annotation, molecular function: nucleobase transmembrane transporter activity.
AUGACAUCCCCGUUCAUCCAUCGUUUUGAAACCAAAGAGUACCAUGAGACGAGAUCCAUUGGCAAGAACCAAUGGCUCGACAAUGUGGACCUCCGACCUGUGCCCGUGCAGGACAGGACCUUUGGCUGGAAGGACUACUUCUUCUUCUGGCUUUCCGCCAACGCUACACCGGCAUCUUUCUAUGGUGUUAAUGCUGCACUAGCAGCGGGCCUGAGUCUAUGGGAAGCUUUGGGAGUUCAGUUGGCUGGACAAGUUAUGAUUGCAACGGUCUUCUGCUUCAACGGACGAGCAGGAGCUACCUAUCAUAUACCCUUUCCCCCUAUUGCUCGGGCUUCGUUCGGAGUCUGGGGUGCAUACUGGCCGGUUAUCAAUCGGGUUAUCAUGACGCUUGUUUGGACUGGAGUAAAUGCCGUUCAAGGUGGCCAGUGUGCUUAUGUUAUGCUUCACUCGAUCUUUCCGAGUAUCGCUAACAUUCCCGAUAUCUUUCCCGCCGGAAUGUCUGCUCUGAACGGUGGCGGUAUGAUUGGCUUCAUGGUUUUCUGGGUUGUCACAACGUCCCUUCUCCAUAUCAAGAUCCCGAAGCUCAAGCCGUACAUGUAUACCAAACUGAUAUUGUUCUUCAUUUGCGCCAUUUCACUGCUCGGCUGGGCCUUAGCUCAAGCCGGUGGUAUUGGAGAGGUUGCGAAGCAGGGAAGUACCAUCUCAGGAAGUAUGAAGUCAUGGACCAUCGCCAGAUACAUUUUUAUCUACUGUGCCAACGGUGCGACCUAUGCGACCAAUGCGGCCGACUUUCUGCGCUACGCCAAGACGCCGAAAGAUGCGUUUUGGCCACAGUUGAUUGGCUUUCCGCUGUCAACCUUCCUCAUUGGUCUCAUAGGAAAUCUGAUCGUUUCGAGCUCGGUCAUUACUAUGGGGGAGCUGGUAUGGAAUCCUGUGGAUCUCAUGGAUAUGAUGCUCGGAAAAGACUACAGCUCUGCAACAAGGGCUGGAGUCUUCUUCAUUGCUUUCGGGUUCUUCAUUUCAUCGGUCAUUUCCUCUAUCUUCGAGAAUUCUAUCCCAGCAGGCAAUGAUUUGGCAGCUUUAUGGCCUAGAUUCAUCACCAUUCAUCGUGGUUUCUACAUCGCCGCUGUCAUAUCGUACGCUAUGUGCCCUUGGUACAUUCUCGGCUCAGCAUCGAGCUUCGUCGGAUGGCUUGUCUCCUACCAGAUUUUCCUUUCCUCAAUCACCGGCGUCCUCACCUGUCAUUACUACCUGAUCCAACGCGGCCUCCUCAGCAUUCCCGAACUCUACACAUCGGAGGCAUCCGGUAUGUACUACUACUCCAAGGGCUGGAACUACCGUGCCUACAUCGCCUAUGUGGUCGGCAUUGCGCCCAACUUCUACGGAUUCCUGGGCGUCUUCGGUGUCAACGUGACUACUGCCGCCUCCCAGAUGUACUACUUCGCAUACCCCAUGGGCUUGGGACUAUCGUUCGGCACCUACUGGGCUUUGAAUAAGCUCGAUCCCCCAAAAGCCUUUGUCGUUGGAGGCGUGUGGCGAGAGCCCGCCGACUAUAUUGAGGAGCCGGAGUUGGAGGAUGGAACUGUCGUAGAUGGCGUUGAACCAAGCGUGGAAUUGCCCGGCAAAGCCCCUGAAACGUUAAGGACUGAGAAACUUUUGUGUGAUAAUGCUUUUAUGUAA